GGUUUUUUUAUCGUUAAUAUUGUUAUUGUUAUUAUAUCGUGAUUGUCACAAAUCAACGUCGUGAAAAAAAAAACACAAUUUCGAUGUAAAUCAAUCGAAUUAUUUCAUUUUACAUUGUUUUCCCGUGUGUAGUGUGUUGUAUUUUAUUCUAUAGAAAGUUAAAUGAUUCUUAAUGUUAUAUACAGUGGACAAUGAUUUUUAUUAAUCGAUAAACCAUACGACAAAAAAACAAGAGAGUUUUAAUUCAUGUUUUUCUAUUUGAUACAAAUAAUAAUUUGAUUGUAUAAAUCAAAGAAAAAUAAGCAAGGAAAAAUAAAUGAAUUCGUUUGAAUUGACAACACGUGAAGUUUACGAUUCGUUAAAAGAAUUGUUCGAUCGAUCGAUCGAUCCUUGAAUGAUGAUAUAAUCGGUGAUGAAAAAACCAAAAAGAAUAUAUCAUCGUGUUGUUUGAAACGUCGAUUAUUGUAUCGGCGUACGAUUUACACACGAGGAAGGAUAUUAAAUUGAGAAAAAACAAAAAAACAAAAAUUAUUGUCGACACGAUGUUGUUGACACGUCGUUUGCCGAACGAAAUUAUCCAGAAUUUUUGACAAGGAUGAAAUAAUAAUAAUAAUAAUAAUAAUAUUCAAUCGGGAGGGAAAAAAAUAAGAUAUUUUUUGAGGAUUAUCAUACAAAAACACUGGCGUGAAUUUAUCAUAACCACCAUAUACAUAAUAUAUAUUAUGUUAGGAAGAGGAUUAUUAUGGAUCUUAUUGAUGGUGUUGGUGCAUGCCGGAAGCGUCGGUACGCUUCUGACAGAAAAUAUCGAGGAUUGGGAUGAUCCGACCAGUUUUCAAAAACAAUGUUCCGCCAAGUGUCCCGAGCUCGAUUUAAAUCAAUUUCACACGGAGGACAGUAGCCCGGAAGUGGGAUGCGGCGUGAGAUGUAAAACCGAACAGUGCACCAGAGGAUGCGAGGCAUGGCAACAGGCGCUCGAAACAAGUUGUCAAACCGUUUGCAAUGGAACUCAAGAAUUGUUACCACCGAAGCAAUUGUAUUGCGUUUUGGGUUGUCACGAUGCAAUGAAUCGAUACGCUCAACAAUAUAAAGCGAAGAUAGGAGUACCUGCAGCACCCGCACUGGUGGCGGACUCUUUGACGGCGACCUCGUUGAGAUUAGAAUGGAAGGACGUUAAUAUAGAUCGACGUAUCAGUGGAAUAUCUUAUCUGGUACAAUGGAGGUACGAGGAAUUGGUUGAGACUUGGCAAUAUUGUAGAAAUCAAACAUGGGGCGAGGACGAUCAAAUAUUGGUGGAAAAUUUACAACCUUAUACAAAAUACAGAUUUCGCGUUGCUAUGAUCUUAAAAUGGACGCACAAUCCAGAGCCAAUAGUUUCUGCACCGAGUGUGGUGAUAUUAACAUUAGCUGCUGGUUUGCCAUCGUCACCACCGGUAAUUGUAAGGGCAGCAGCAGUAGACAGCUGCCGUGUCUCUGUGUCUUGGGAACCAGGCCCUUUUCCAAAUGGGCCACUUUUGUCUUAUGUACUGCGUCUGCAAGGGGCUGAUCACUCCCAGCUUAAGGACAUACCAGCUUCAGAGAACACGGAUCAUUAUAUGUUUCAAAAUCUCAAACCAAAUAAAACUUAUUCUGUAAGUGUUACGAUGCGAAACAGUGUAGGGGAAGGGCCACCUGCAACGAUUCAUAUAUCAACCAACCCAGAACCUACAGUGAAGGACACGGAACAACCAAUUCUCAUACUCGGUGGUGAACACGUUGUGAUGAAACAAGGUGCCGAUAUGUUAGACGAACCCAGCGUGGUUUAUCGAACAUCAAGUAUCAUUCGUGGAGUAGCCAUUCAUGUUGCCUCUGCUCAAUUAUUUGUCUCGGAUUCUACUGGAUGCGUGUACAGAACGUCUAUCUUAGAACCAUCAAAACGAAUAAUGAUACUUAGCCCGAGCGAAGCUAAUUUCAAGCCAUUAAGUUUAUCCGUAGAUUGGUUAAAUUUACAAUUAUAUGUAUUAGGAGAAGUGAAACAUUCUACAACAGUUUGGCAAAUAGCAAGAUGUAAUUUGGAUGGUAAAGGUUUGACCGUUGCUAUGGCUGGUUUCUUGACACGACCAUCUCACAUCGAAGUGGAUCCUUAUAAUGGUUAUCUUUUUUGGGUAACCAGAGGAGGAUUGUAUAGAUUGGAUUUAGCUGAUAUUAGUAACGGAGUUAAACACGAGGUUCAGCCGUAUCUAAUUCUAGAGGAUGCACACUUAGGAGCAUUUACCGUAGAUCAUACGAAUUUCCGACUACUAGUACCCCAUCAAACGGAAAAUACGGUAAUGUCGGUAUCGCUCGACGGACGGGAAGUAUUAAACUUGCGUGCUAACACGCAGCAACCUAAAUUCAAGAACGUACUCUCCUUGGCGAUGGCUAAUGGUCUAUUUUAUUGGACAAAUGGGGAAGAGGUUUUAACCGAGGGCUAUCAUUCCGGAAAGAACAGAUACUUUCAUAAUGCAUAUCCGGACAGAUCGGAUGGUUCGUUUGUAAGCGUGAACGUUUUAAUGGACGCCAGUCAACCCGUUCCAGUUCCAGUAAACCCGCCUACGGGUGUACAAGCGGUUUUAGGUGCUGAAAGGGCCAAAGUGUCUUGGCAAGUACCACAUUUGUUGGGUGGCCAGGGUAAGGGUGCAUGGCAAAAUUGGUCGUACGAGUUGGAAAUCAAAGACGAGUCUACCGGCGAGACAAUUCGUCAAAAUGAGAUAGCCGGUUCAUCGCACACAGUACACAAUUUACGAGAAAAAUCCAAAUAUUCUAUUAAAGCAGCUGCUUACACAACUGCAGGCAGGGGUCCAUGGUCAACCGAGUUCCGUGGGCGUACGUUGAGGAAUGGGUCGCGUGCAUCUAUCCUAUGGUCAGCGAACGAAGGUUUAUUGAAAAGUGAUGUGACUGGAGAAAACAUAGAUACUUUGAUAUACAAAACGAGUUUAAAAGAAUCCGAAAAUACUUAUCACAUAUUAGAUGUCAGUUGGUACAAAGAUAUGUUAUAUAUCGUAGGGAAUAAUUCUGCUUUAUAUCAAUAUAACUUUACAACCCAUGUAAAAACGAAAUUAAACAUUCAUUCAGUUGGUAGCGUGGCUGUAGAUUGGAUAUCAAAAAAAUUAUAUUGGGCUAAUCCCAAGCAACAAAUUAUAACAAGAGCUAACUUGAAUGGCACCCAACAAGAACCCAUGUCAAUUUUAGCGAUCGUUAAAGAACUUAUGAUCGAUUCUUUAGAAGCAUACUUGUAUUGGUCGACCGGUCACGCUGUAGAAGUAGCACGCUUAAACGGACAGGACAGAAGAUAUUAUCACUCUGAUGAGAUAUUCAAUGGGAAGCAAGUGAUGGGUUUAACUUUGGAUACCGAGCAUCGUUAUUUAUAUUGGAUAGUAAGAAGCUACGAAAGUGGAUCUAUAGUUUAUCGCGCACCUACUUCUGAAAGAAUACCAAUGGAUCAAAAGAUCAUACCGGAAAAAGUUUCAGCUUUGCAACACCCGAAUAUUCAAGGACCUCUGUGUUAUUUUUCGGAACAUUUAUUGUGGCUGCAAGAUGACAGAAACGCAGUGAUCGGUGAUUUAUUCGGACAAAACACAGCUAUUAUUAACGGUAUCACGUUGUCAGGUUUAAGAAUGGUUGCUGUCAUGGACCCAGCUCUUCACGGUUAUCCAAAUAAUCUUACAUCAGAAAGCGUUGUCGUUUUGCCAAAUGCGGUUGAUCUGGAUAGUAUCAGAGUCGAAGGUACUUCAGGAAAAUUCAACGUAUCUUGGGACCCAGUAGACAAUAUCAAUUAUGGAACGGUUUUUUACGAAGUUAAAUUUGUUGAUUACAUCAAUACCAAUUCGAAUCCCGAAAUAACUAGCGAAACUUCCAUGCCUUAUAAUAAUUCGGAACGUAUAGAACCGUAUUCUUUAUUGGAGGUAACUGUUAAAGCUUUUACGUAUUGGGAAAGUGCACAUCAUUCUAGAAAAAAAUUAAGAUCACCGCAAAGCCUUCCAUCCGAACCAACGAAUCCUAGAUUGUUUGUAGAAAACCAUAAAGAACCGCUUAACGAAAAAAUGGAAACUGCUGUCAAAUUUAGAUGGAAUAGGCCAAAAUUUGAAAAUGGAGUGAUACUGGGUUACACCGUUCAAUGUUGGUUCAACGAAAUAGCAAAUCAUACUGAUAUACACGUUUGCGACGAAUCUAACGUACCAUCUGAUAAAUUGGAAUACAAAGUUAAUUAUCUAUCGCCUAACGUGACUUAUUACUUUCAAGUACGUGCCAGAACGAUUAUUGGACCUGGCCCUUACACCGAUGUAAUUGGGGUAUCAACUGCUAAUGAAAAUCCUGUACCACAAUUGUUAGUCGCAACAACAGACUCCGUAAACAUAAUUGAUUUGGAUCACAGUACGAACAAUCAUACUAUUACACGACAAGCAGCCGUUGAAAUAGAUUUCUUAGCUGCAGAAGAUAAUAUAUUUUGGAUCAAUAAAAUGCAAGAAUUAAUAUCGUACGAUAGAAAGGGAAAUCAUGCAACUAAAAUUUUGACACUUAACAAUACUGCGUACAGUUUUUGCAUAGAUUGGAUAGCGAAAUAUUUGUAUUGGAGCGAAACGAAUGAAAAGGAAAACGAAAGUCGUAUCUUAAAAUUGGAUUUAUCAAUGUUGCAAAAAAAUAUUCUAACGUUCCAUCCAAUAGUGACUAGGAACGAACGUAUCGUGAAAUUAAAUGUAUUACCAUCCGCGGGAUCUUUAUAUUGGAUAGAAUCAACGAAGAACGAUCGUGGAGUAAUAAUGCAAUCAGAUCUCCAUGGGGAAAAUAUUCAACCGUUUUUUAAUCAAAUGGGAGAUUGCUCUUGUCCAUAUCAACCGUUAGUCUUGCCGAUAAUGACGAUAGAUAAUACCGAAACAGAAAAUCCGGUUCUCUAUUGGAUAUCAUCCGAAGGAUAUUUGUUUUAUGCCGAUAUAGAUGGAUGCAUCUGCGAAAUGGUAAUAGAUCCAGGCUUGAAUAGGGGAAGCUUACCAUUUGCUUCCUUAACGGUUGACAAGAUUAAUAUUUAUUGGACGGAUGAUAUCAAUAUGAAGCUUUAUCUUGUUAACAAAAAAUAUCUAUUGGAAGACAAAAUAAUUGAUUUUAACAUUCCCCAUGUACGAAGUAUCAAAGCUCUGGGUAAAUCUUUGCAACCUUAUCCAAGCCCAGAAUGUUUGAUGCCACGUCGAAUGUUGUAUAACGUUGAGGAAGUGAAAAAAACAGCUGAUAGCAUCACCGUUAAAUUACCACAACCUCUUCCUCACAAUGGUUGUAAAGCUUACAAUUUACCAAGAACUUUAUAUAUUAUGGAUGUUUAUGAAUGCGUUGAAAAUAAUUCGAAAGAAUGUCGUGAAAGUUACGAUAACAUGGAAGGAAAUAAACGAUAUGAAACUUAUGAAAGAGAAUAUAUAAUAGAAUAUUUAAAACCAUUUACGCGAUAUUUGAUAAAAUUAAGCUUAGCCAAUACCUAUAUUGAAUGGAAUAAAACUAAUUUGGAGUUUAGUUCGGGUAUUAUAUUGACAACGGGUGCUGGUGCACCAAGUGCACCAGAAAACGUUUCUGCCAAAGUUCUUACGCCUACUUUGGCUGCCGUAUAUUGGAUGCCACCAAAGAUAUUUAAUUCACCUGCAGUGAGUUAUGAGAUUCAUUGGAGAUCGGAUGGUCUGAUAAAUGGGGUUCGACAGAAGGGCGAACAAUUGGUAAAGGAUACAGAACGUAUUAAAAAUAAUAAACUCAUGGCAAUGUUACAACCAUUGCUACCAGGACAAGUGUAUUUCAUAUCCGUCCGUGCUUACCCAGCACAUUUUAAUGAGGUUUUUAGCGAGAGCGAGAAACAAAUGAUAAGUAUGUAUCCUGAACCAAAUAAUCUAACGUUGAUAUCGGCAAGUAUAAACGAUUUAAUCUUAUCCUGGGUACCAACGAUAAAUCUAACGAUUGGUUAUAUCUUGGAAUACAAAGACGUUGCUCAGGAAGAAUGGCGAAUCGCAAAUGAAUCCGAAAGUGAUCACGAAAAAGUCAUUUAUAAGUUGCAAAAUCUGCAACCUCGUACUCUUUACAAAUUUCGUUUGUUACUUCGAUAUCCAAAUUAUGAUCAAGAUUUUAUAUGGUCACCGGAUGGAAAAUCUACUUUUCAAACGCAAGGAGGCGUACCGAGUGCACCCGGAACACCAAAUUUAAUUAUAGAACGCAAGUCGGUAUAUCAAUUAAACUGGGACGCUGCACAAGCUCACGGUUCUCAAAUUACAUCGUACAGUUUGGAAUUUGAAAGAAUUAAUGGCAGCCAACGAAAUAAAACAGCAACGAACGAGAAUAAUACUUGGACUUUAUGUUACAAUGGAACAGAUAAUUACUGGACUAUCAAGGAAGACAUGAAACAAAGAUACAGAUUUCGUGUGAGAGCAAAAAAUAGUUAUGGAUAUGGUGCUUGGAGUUCAGAUAGUGACGACAUCGAUUUGACCAAUUCGGCAAUAGGUGGAUUGAUAGAAACUGAGCAACCAUUGGGAUUAAUUUUAGGUUUUACCAUUCCGGUCAUUGUAUUCGGUCUAGCUUGUUUUUGCUAUUUUCUAUGCCCGCACAGGCAACGUAAAGAUGAUAACAAAGCGGUUUUAUCUCCCAUUGUAUCAGACGUCGAAUUAGCAACGUUACGAGAAAUACCUCGUAGUAAUUUCGUUCAACCAAAUGCACUUUAUGCGUCUACUAUGCAAAACGAUCCGGAUGAUUCCAUGCUGCCAAAAAUAAAACGAGAACAAAUAACGUUGGCUAAAUUUUUAGGCAGUGGUGCAUUCGGAGAGGUAUUUCAAGGAAAUGCCAAAGAAUUGGAUGGUCCUGGAACAGUAACACCCGUUGCCGUAAAAACACUUCGAAAAGGUGCCUCGGCACAAGAAAAGAGUGAAUUUUUACAAGAAGCACGACUCAUGAGUCAUUUCCGACACAAACAUGUAUUGAGGCUCUUGGGUGUUUGUUUAGAUAUAGAUCCGCCAUUGUUAGUCUUAGAAUUGAUGGAAGCCAGUGAUCUGUUGAGUUAUUUAAGAGAAAGUAGAGCAUUACAACCUACAGAUCCCUAUGCUUUACGUUUACAAGAUCUCUUAGCAAUGUGCGAGGACGUAGCUAGAGGUUGCCGAUACCUCGAAGAACUUCACUUUGUACAUAGAGAUCUAGCUUGUAGAAAUUGUUUGGUAUCAACAAGAGAUCGUGAAAAUCGAGUUGUCAAAAUUGGCGAUUUUGGUCUAGCCAGAGACAUUUACAAGAAUGAUUAUUAUCGAAAAAAAGGUGAAGGAUUACUUCCCGUUCGUUGGAUGGCUCCAGAAUCCUUGAUCGAUGGAGUCUUUACAUCUCAAAGCGACGUUUGGUCAUUUGGAGUAUUAAUGUGGGAAAUUACUUCGUUAGGGCAACAACCUUAUCAAGCUAGAACAAAUAUAGAAGUGUUACAUCUUGUAAGAGACGGUGGAAGAUUACCACAACCAUUAAAUUGUCCAUUGGCGUUACAUCAUUUGAUGUUAUGUUGUUGGGGUGCUGCUGAUAGCAGACCAAGUUUCAAAACUUGUGUCGAACAUAUAAUCAAUCUUCGAAAAAAUACACAAGAUGCCGUAUUAAGUCCGGUACACGCUGGUCAUUACUUGGUACGAAAAGGUAACUCCUGGAAGUCAAGCAGUUCGGAAGGAAGUAGAGAUAUGCAACCUUUCCUUCAAAACCCAUCGAAUAUCACGCUUGAAACGCAAUCAGACGGUGUGCCAAAAUAUUUAGAAUUAUUAGCGGAUAAUGACGAGGUUGUUUUAAGAGAAAAUCGAGUUACCGAAUACGAGGUUCCACGAUCUAUUCAUAUUUCUAAUCCAAACUUAAUAAAUAUAGAUAAAAUUUCUCAAAAAAGAUUGGAAGUUAACAAUUUAGUUGAUUCCCGUGAACUCAAGGAAUUCUUAAAAAAUGGGAUUAAGGAUCGAAGAUCAUCGAUAACGUCAUCGGAACCUUGCAGGGAAACUAUUUUUGAAACAAACAUGACUGAUAGAUGUAAAACAUUAGACACGUUCAAAUUAAGAAACUCUAAAAUCCGAUCAAGUUUUACUGGAGAUUCAUCGAUUAACGAACAAUUAAAAUUCAAACGAUGUAACACGUUAAAACGAAGAAAUUCGGAAAUGAAUUUGGAAAGAAAUGAUAAAUCGUUAAUUAAUAAUACGAAGACAAAUCAAUCACCGGCUUCUUCUACUAAUCGUACGAAUUUGAUUACGAAAGAUUCACAAAACGUUUCUUCGAGGAACAAUGCCACGAGACAGGAUGAAAGUGUAGAUGUCAGUGAUAAUAAUAGCAUUAAAAACAAUAAUUUAACGAAAUUACAAAGGACACCGUCCACCUUGCAAGGUGGUAAAGCUAAUAUUCCUUUAGUGAUAAAUAGUGCAUUAUUAAAUUUAUUAAGGCAAACGCCAAUAAUCGAGGAUAGUAAUAACAGUGUUAAUUAUACGAACAUUAAUACGGACACUGUUAAAGUUAACGGAUCGUAAAACGGUUCUUUCUAUAUUGUAUUUUGUAAAUACGAAUAUAUAUAUAUAUAUAUAUAUCAACUUUUAUAUUGAACACUUUAUUAAUGUGUACCUGCAUCAAAUUCGUACGAAAUCGCUAACACCUUUGUACGUUUGAAACUUAUAUUCUUCGAUUAAAAUCGAUUUAUUGAAAAGGUGCAAUUUCCCUUCGAUUUUAUUGCACAUUAUUUUCAUCUUAUAUAUUAUUCGCGUUGUUAGUUUUAACAAAUGAAUAACGGAUUAA
Molecule: messenger RNA, 8766 nt
Organism: Polistes canadensis
Lineage: Eukaryota; Metazoa; Arthropoda; Insecta; Hymenoptera; Vespidae
Gene: sev
Product: proto-oncogene tyrosine-protein kinase ROS
Exons: 20
Coding region: 723-8504 (2593 amino acids)
Biological process (GO): cell surface receptor protein tyrosine kinase signaling pathway; regulation of TOR signaling; multicellular organism development
Cellular component (GO): signaling receptor complex; membrane
Molecular function (GO): ATP binding; protein binding; transmembrane receptor protein tyrosine kinase activity
Source: RefSeq, a predicted model, not a curated record